Triticum urartu is the source of this 4237-nucleotide messenger RNA. RefSeq lists its product as uncharacterized. Lineage: Eukaryota; Viridiplantae; Streptophyta; Magnoliopsida; Poales; Poaceae. The record is from RefSeq and is a predicted model, not a curated record.
AAGGUUAAUUAGAGAUAAGGGUCGCUUGCUUAGGGGUCAAGUAAGCCUUGCUUAGGGGUCAAGUAAACCUCUCUAUAUAAAGAAAGAAGAUGUAUCAAUCUAAUCAAGCAAGAAUUAAGAAGAAAAUCCCUUCCAUCUUGCCUGGCCGUGGGCAAAAGGUCCCCGGCCAGCCCUCUCGCCCCCUCCUUCUAGCAGCGCCAUAACACGUGGUCUAACUGGGAACUCUGACCUGCAGGGUCUUCGAUGUAUCUCUGAACAAGAAGUUAAAGUAUAUCAGGAGAUCGUACUUCGGCUUCCUGCGUGUUAUAUAUGCCACGGUGAUCGACAGGCGAUGGCACAUCAGGAAAAGGAGAAAUGCCGAUAACAAGGAUCCCUCCAUGGCACGCCUAUUGGUAGCGAUUACCAUAUUGUUCAUUCAGCAGCUGGUGUUCGCAGUUAUACUGUGCCCUUUAGCAGCGCUUUACUUGUGUGGGUUGGUGAUCACCGGCGGGAUAUCUCUGUGGCGCCUGAUACGGCGCGAUUACGGCGAGGUGGAUGGACGUGCAAACCUGCAGCCUGCUCUGAAUGUCUUUUACUCACUGGCUCUGUUCCAGGGUGUGCUCUUCUGCUACAGGUUCUUCUCAUAUUCUGCAGGAGAUGGGCUAGUCAGUAAAGUGGUCGAAGAAUACAAGCUGGACAAAGAAGGAUCCGUUCGGAAAUCGGUGAAGGAGUACCUGUGUCAGACCAGAAAUGGGUGCGCCAAGGACCCAUCAUUUGUAAAGGAAAGGAACCUGGUCACGUACGCUGUGGAUUUGAUGAAGUCUGAAUCAUCUGGCAGCUACCUCUCCGGGGUAAGGAUUUUGGACGCACUCUUGGCACAGUCAGCUCUCAAGGAGCAGCACUCGAUGAUUGCACAGCUCAUUGGGUCGGCAUCCUGCAGCCAGAUAGUUGAGAAACUGCUGCAGGCGCUCGAUUCAAGAAGCCGACAAGACAAGGAGAUCAUGGAGCUCGCUGCCAGGAUAGCGGUGAAGCUUGCUGGAGAGAUCCAUUUGAAGCGGUUUCCACAAGGCAUACUGUGUAUAUCUUCACUGCUCGAAACCUCUCAGCGACAGCCUGACGAUGACAGUGCCCCUUCCGGUGAAUUCAAGUCGCUCAUGAAGCAAGGCCUUGUUAUCCUUGACAGCCUCGCUGCUGACAAACAUAACUGCUGUCUCAUAUGCGAAGACCAGAGCCUUCUCUUCAAGGUCAUGGCCCCCAUAAGCUCUGAUAUGCUCCACCUCAUUGAUCAUGACGAAUGGUUUGGUGUAGCUGCAGCAUCACUGCAAGUCAUGUGCCGCAUCGUGACUUCUCCCGGAAGCACCGGCGAGAAUCUCCGUAACCAAAUCCACGGAAACACGGAAGUGAUCAGUAGCAUGGAGCGGAUUCUGCACUGUAAAAUCUGUCGUAAACACAAGUUAUACAUACUAGUCAUCAAAAUUCUCACAAAACUACCCAUGGAUGCAGCUCCAGGAGUGGGCACCAAAAGCCGAGGAAAAUUCAUCGAGACAAUGGCUCGCAUCUUCACUUCUGAUUCUGAAACCCAAGAUAGCUCCAUCAGAAAAUUGGCAGGGGAAGCACUGGCGAUGCUAAGCGAAAAAUAUGCUACCAUCUUCUUGAAGGAAAAUGGUGGUGUUGUCGAUGAUCUAAGUAGGAUGCUCUUUAAGGCUGACCACAACACAUACAGAAUAACUGCAGCUGAAACCCUGAAACAUCUUUGUAUGCAUUACAAAGAGAAUGAAGAUUGUUUCAAGGAACUCAUGAAAGCCAUGAAAGAUGUCACGCCAAAGGUUCUCAUUCAAAUACUUCCUCAUGGAUCAACAAGGAAGGAAGUACAAGCAAGAAAUGAAACAGAUAAAGACAAGUAUCAGCCACCAGGAGCUGACUUAGAAGAUGGCCAUGACAGUUGUGUUUCAUCACAAGACAAUGGUCCGGACGAAAUCAUUUCCUCUCUUCAGGAAAAGGAUGAGGAAUCUGUGGACAGGAAAUUGCACGCAGCUUUAUUAUCUCUUUGUGCGGCAAUAUUUGAUAGAUUGAUCAGUGACAAAGGUCAUGAUUUAACUCCGCCGGUUAAGGCAAUUGUCUCAGAAGAUGCCGCAUUUAGCUUUGUUGGGAAGCUCAGGGAGAUGGUUGAAAUAAACCGUGAGCCCACAGCCAAUUGCCUGAUGAUAAUGAAGAUUAUCAGCAAGAUGGUAAUAUCAAUGAUGCAGCAUGGAGGCUGGUACGUCAAAAAAAAUCUGGACAGGACAGGUUUGACAGCUUGAUACUAUCUCUGUCUAAUGCUUCAGAUAAUAUGUCAGCACUUGAGGGUUUCAUGAUUUUUGCUAGUGCUGAUCGUCUUGCAAUGAAGGAAUUUGGCACUCUCGCUUCCCUAGUGAGUAAAGCACGAGAACUUCUGGACAAAAAUAAGAUGGAACAUCAAUCGGGAAUUAUACCAGCACCUUCCGUGUCAAUGGAAGUCAGCUCAUCGAGUAGUACUAUGCACAUUUAAACAUUUACACACUGCUAGCUACCAGCUACUUGUGUUGUUCGUAGUACCUAUUGUGGAUUAGUUGAUCCUCAAAAAAGGGAGAGAUUAUAUGUAUCAUUCCCUGCCUGUUGUGGGCAGAAUCAUAUUCGCAAUUUGUUUUCUAUAAAUGUGCAUGUGUCGUAGCUGAAGUUGCAAAGUGAAAAUGUGGCUUCGAUGGAGAGUACUUUCCUGAAGAAAUCUGUGGUAGCAGCUAGAAGGUCAAGUGUAUAGGCUAUGGUUCAUCUUCUAGGAGGUACUCGGCUCAAAAGUUGUCUUCACUUGUCAUGUUACUGGAGAUUUCUUGAGUAAGGAACUCAUACAGUUUACAAAUGUUUUUGUAUGAACAUUCGCCUUACUGGCCAUUCUAUCAGCACGCCAUUCUUAAUAUGUGUUCUUGGUUUACACAAUCUUCUUGUGUGUGACCUUGAAAUUCUUUCAGAAUUUUGUUCAAAAUUGCUAAUUCCAGAUUUAAGCUGCAUCUGCCACUCCUAUUCAUCCAUGAGCUCAUGGAUUCAUCCAUGAUAUUCAUAUUUUAAACAAGAUAUGCACAACUCACACAGAAAAUUGACUUCGUGGUCAAAUGGAAAAUUAGCUAACUCAAGACUUCUUCAAAUGGCGAGCUAAGAACAAAGGCCCCAUUGGGAACUCACCUGACUUCCUCAACUCCUACUCCCUCCGUUCCUAAAUACUUGUCUUUCUAGGCAUUUCAACAAGUGACUACAUACGGAGCAAAAUGAGUGAAUUUACACUCUAAAAUAUGUCUACAUACAUCCAUAUGUAGUAGUCAUUUGAAAUGUCUAGAAAGACAAAUAUUUAGGAACGGAGGGAGUAGAUGCCAACUUCUCCACAUCGAUGCCAGUUGCCAGCUUUUCCGGUGGAGGCAGGAGUAUCCGGCCAGACGGGCUGGCAGCCCAGCAAGGAGGCCUGAGGUCCAAUUCGGCGAGUGUUUGAGGCUUUGGGCCAGUCAGACUCAUCGAUGCGGCGGGGAACAAACUGGUCUGGCGUAUAGUGCGGUGGGGAGGCUCGUCGGAAUAGCUCAUUCGGCUGCCGAUGGCAAACACGAGGAGAAAGAUAUGAAGCUCGUCAUGGUCGGGCGUCCGAGCGGAGUCGAUGCGGUGGCGACAGCGUGAUGGGGCGGGAGAAACCUGCGGGUAUCAGUUGAAAGAAUUUUCUCAGCUACGAAGAUUAUCAAGAUAGGGCUGUGCUGGAAGCCUUUCCGUCAGUUGGUCACCUUCUAUCGGAUGUACAUCUCCAGCUGGCUUCCACAUACUGCAGGUGCUCUGCAGUCUUUGUGGUUGGGCCGAGUCCCGCAACGGAAACAGCUGCUACUGCGAUGGCGGCGCCGUGGUUGUCGUCAGUUAUAUAUGUUGCAUUUCAACCGCAGCAGCUAAUAGGGGGCGUCAUCAUGGAUAAAGUCAUGAAUUAGAUCAAGCUGGACAAACGAGCGCAGCGACGGGGACAUUGAUGGACUUGGGGAGGACGAGAACGUGAAGGCAGCGUCGUCGGCUGGUAGCAUAUGGGCAAGGAGAGGGCCCAUCAGUUUUUGACAGAAUGUAGAUAGUCCAUAUUGCCCUGGGAAAUCAACGGUGAGAUGGGACUUGUACUGUUGCUUCACGCACAAACCAAGUGGGGAGUUUAAAGUUCAGGGUUGAAAUAUGAACUUCUGCAAUAGUUGAGGGUUGAAAAGUGGACCUUUAAAAAAAAGGUUAUAGA